This is a messenger RNA of Henningerozyma blattae CBS 6284, 1041 nucleotides long. It is a transcript of the gene TIF34, whose product is annotated as translation initiation factor eIF3 subunit i. NCBI's taxonomy places the organism in Eukaryota, Fungi, Ascomycota, Saccharomycetes, Saccharomycetales, Saccharomycetaceae. Gene Ontology annotation, cellular component: cytoplasm; eukaryotic translation initiation factor 3 complex, eIF3m. Bases 1 to 1041 code for a protein of 346 amino acids. The transcript has a single exon. Gene Ontology annotation, molecular function: translation initiation factor activity; RNA binding; protein binding. Gene Ontology annotation, biological process: cytoplasmic translational initiation. The record is from RefSeq and is a predicted model, not a curated record.
AUGAGACCUAUUAUGCUGAUCGGACAAGAACGUCCCUUGACCCAAGUUAAAUAUAACAGAGAAGGUGACCUAUUAUUCACUUGUGCUAAGGAUGGUUCUGCAAGUGUUUGGUAUUCCAUCAAUGGUGAAAGAUUAGGUACUUUUGAAGGUCAUGCCGGUGUGGUAUGGUCCAUUGACGUGGAUAAAGAAUCCAUGUACUGUGUCACCGGUUCUGCUGAUUUCACCAUUAAAUUAUGGAAAUGUAAAAACGGUGAAAACAUUCAAACUUGGAAUACUGACGUUCCUGUCAAGAGAGUAGAAUUUUCUCCAUGUGGUAAUUAUAUCGUAGCUGUCAUGGAUAACGUUAUGGGUUAUAAAGGUUCCUUAGAUAUUUUUGAAAUUAGAAGAGAUCCAAAAACUAAUGAAAUAAUUGAAAUCAAAGAUAAACCAAUUAAAAUCAUUGAAACUCCAGAAGGUAUGAAUGGUCCUACUGUGGCAGGUUGGUCUACUAAUGGUAAAUUCAUCAUUGCAGGUCAUAAAGAUGGUCAUAUCAGUAAAUAUGAUUGUUCCAAAGAUUAUGAAUUCGUCGAUUCCAUGAAAUUGCAUAAACAAAAUGUAACAGAUAUUCAAUUCUCUCAAGAUUUAACAUAUUUCAUCACUUCUUCAAGAGAUUCCACAGCUAUCCUAGUGGAUGUUGCCACUUUGAAAAAAUUGAAAACUUUUGAAUGUGAUUGUCCUUUAAACAGUGCUUGUAUUACUCCUGUUAAAGAAUUCGUUAUAUUGGGUGGUGGUCAAGAUGCCAAGGAUGUUACUACUACUUCAGCAAGUGAAGGGAAAUUCGAAGCAAGAAUUUAUCAUAAAAUCUUUGAAGAAGAAAUAGGUAGAGUUCCAGGCCAUUUCGGUCCAUUGAAUUGUGUUGCUGUAAGUCCAACUGGUACUUCUUAUGCAUCUGGUGGUGAAGAAGGUAUUAUUCGUGUUCAUCAUUUCGAAAAAUCUUAUUUUGAUUUCCAAUAUGAAGUAGAAAAGGCCGCUGAAGCUAAAGAGCAUAUGCAGGAAGCUUAA